Lachnellula hyalina is the source of this 1458-nucleotide messenger RNA. RefSeq lists its product as uncharacterized. The transcript has a single exon. Bases 1 to 1458 code for a protein of 485 amino acids. Lineage: Eukaryota; Fungi; Ascomycota; Leotiomycetes; Helotiales; Lachnaceae. The record is from RefSeq and is a predicted model, not a curated record.
AUGUCGAACGUUUCCGCGCCAGCGCAGGCAAAGACAGGUUUUGUCAUCGGAAAGGAGGAACUCAGCGAAGAUUCGUCUGGAUCGAGGUAUAAUCCCCCAGUACCAUUGAAGAAAGAUCGCCCACCAUUUUUCCGGCGUACGCUCUUCCAAAUUCUAGUUGUUGGCCUCUGCGCUUUCUGCGCGCCUGGAAUAUGGAGCGCAAUGAAUGGCCUCGGUGUUGGUGGUUCUCAAAGCCCAAAUCUUGUCAAUGCAGCCAACGCCUUACUAUAUGCAUUUAUGACUGUGACAUGCUUCACUGGGCCAUGGCUCACGAACCUCAUCGGUUUCAGAUGGACACUGGCUAUCGGAUCCUUGGGCUACCCGCUUUAUGCCGCAGGAUUAUAUGUCAAUAAUCGGUAUGGGACCACGUGGUUUGUGUACUUUGGGGCAGUUGCUUGUGGCAUCACUGCGGGAUUUUUCUGGAGUGUUGAAGGAGCUAUUUCCGUAGGCUACCCCGAACAACACAAGAGAGGUCGCUACCUUGCAACUUGGUUCACGUUCCGAAACUUUGGAAACAUUAUUGGGGGUGCGAUUUCCCUCGGUAUCAAUCAUAACGUCAAUAAAAAGGGGAAGGUCGGGUACGGCACCUAUCAAGCGUUCAUCGCCAUCCAAUGUCUCGGCUUCUUCAUUGCAUUCCUGCUCUCAAAUCCUGACAAAGUAGUGCGCGAUGAUGGCACAAUGAUUGCUGCACCCAGGGGAAUCAACUGGCGUGUCCAAGCUAAAGCCAUGUGGCGACUCGCCAUAAGCAAACCAAUUCUCCUGCUGAUUCCUCUUUUCUGGUAUUUUGGCUGGACACAAGCAUAUCCAGGAACAUAUCUAGCGACCUAUUUCACAGUUCGUUCUCGUGCACUCGCUAGCUUCUUGUCUGCUAUUAUCGGGACUUUUGCUACCUGGCUAGGAGGAGCUCUCGUUGAUCUGCCAUGGACCAAAUCCCGCCGAACACGGGCUAUUGUAACCUAUAUCUUCAUCGCCAGUCUCAAUAGCGGGACCUGGAUAUGGGCUGUCUACCUCCAGAACGAAUACCGUCAUACCCUACCUGUACUAGACUGGGGUGCCCAGAGUUCUUUCGGGCGUGGAUUCGGACUCUACAUGAUCGAGCGUGCCAGCCUGAGUCUCGUUGAAAAUUACAUUUAUUGGUGCAUUGGCACUCUUUCAGAGUCGCCUGGGGAUCAAAUACGCUACAGUUCUCUACUUCGGGGCAUUGAGACCGCUGGCGUCGCUGUAGGUUUCGGAGUUCAGGCUGUCCCAACGGUCUUAAUCGCAACAGCGAGCAUUAAUCUGGGGUUCUGGUUCUUUGCUCUUCCAUUUGGAUACUAUGCAACUUUGCAGGUUGUUCGUAAGUUUGAUAAGCUUGAUCAGAAGCAUGCGGAAGUAGCGGCUGGUGGGGAAGGUGGGGAAGGUGGUGUGAUAGCAAAUUAG